UAUGGAUGGUUGCAAUAGAUAUUUUAGGUAAAAAGUACACUCAGAAUUGUCAUCAUGAUGACUCAAAUGUUCGACUUCCGAUUUUCCGCUUACGCUCUUUUUCCGGUGUGCAUCGAAUAAACAAGCUGCUCCAAAAUGGGUAAGCGAAACAACAUGAUCCCUAAUGGGCACUUCCACAAAGAUUGGCAACGCUUUGUCAAGACUUGGUUCAAUCAGCCUGCUCGCAAAUUCCGCCGCAGGACGAAUCGUGUCAAGAAAGCCCGUGCUGUCGCUCCAAGGCCUGUGAAUCUUCUGAAGCCCAUAGUCCACUGCCCCACAUUCCGUUAUCACACCAAGGUACGUGCUGGUAGAGGAUUCACUCUCGAGGAACUCAAAGCCGGUGGUCUGAACAAAAGAUUCGCUAAAACCAUUGGAAUUGCCGUUGACCCAAGGAGGCGUAACAAGUCAGUAGAAUCUCUGCAAGCAAAUGCGCAGAGGCUCAAGGAGUACAGAGCCAAGCUUAUCCUCUUCCCGGUCAACGAGAAGAAGCCGAAAAAGGGUGAUGCGACAGAGGAAGAGCGCAAGGUCGCGACGCAACUGAAGGGCGAAGUAAUGCCCGUCCGUCACCAGGCUCCGGCCAAGGCGAAGGCCCGUGUUAUCACCGAAGAUGAGAAGAAAUUCUCCGCGUACAUUACACUGAGAAAGGCCCGUGCUGAUGCAAGACUCGUCGGAAUCAGAGCCAAGAGAGUCAAGGACGCCGCGGAAAAUCCUGACGACCUUACCAAGGUUGCUGCGACCAAGGAAACCAAAAAGGCCGCCAAGAAGUAAAUAACAUCGCAGUUACUGAUUCAUGCGUUUAUUGAAUAAAAGAGAAAAACAACAAAAAAAAACUAAAAAAAAAAAAGUGUCUCAAUGUUCAUUUUUCAUCCUUGGAUUAUUCUUUCUCAAGAUUAAAAAAAAAAACCAUAUAAAAUAAUAGUUUAGGAAAGAAAAAAGUACAAUUUUUUCAUAUGCUAAUUAUAUGAAAGCACUUGAAUGACUAUGAAAAUGUGAUAAGUUCAAAAAAUGAACAAGUGUUGAGCUCGAUUAUCAAAUUUUAUGAAUUUAAGAUUCAAAUCAUAAUUCAUACACUUUCCACAACCAAUGGGCUAUUCACACAAAAUUGAGUUUAGAAAUGAAUUAUUUUACCAUGUAUAAUCUUGAAAUAGUUGAAGGGCAGCAAAAAUACAAAGAACCAAUUUUGUAAAUCAUCAAA
Molecule: messenger RNA, 1234 nt
Organism: Venturia canescens
Lineage: Eukaryota; Metazoa; Arthropoda; Insecta; Hymenoptera; Ichneumonidae
Gene: RpL13
Product: ribosomal protein L13
Exons: 4
Coding region: 136-807 (223 amino acids)
Biological process (GO): translation
Cellular component (GO): ribosome; cytosolic large ribosomal subunit
Molecular function (GO): structural constituent of ribosome; RNA binding
Source: RefSeq, a predicted model, not a curated record